Messenger RNA from Vidua chalybeata, 4147 nucleotides. It is a transcript of the gene RNFT2, whose product is annotated as ring finger protein, transmembrane 2. The transcript has 11 exons. The record is from RefSeq and is a predicted model, not a curated record. Lineage: Eukaryota; Metazoa; Chordata; Aves; Passeriformes; Viduidae. Gene Ontology annotation, molecular function: ubiquitin protein ligase activity. Gene Ontology annotation, biological process: positive regulation of ERAD pathway. The coding region runs from base 811 to 2157 and encodes 448 amino acids.
CCACCGGCACCACCGGCACCACCGGCACCACCGGCACCACCGGCACCACCGGCACCACCGGCACCACCGGCACCACCGGCACCACCGGCACCACCGGCACCGGGCCGAGCCGAGCCGAGCCGCUGGGUACGGGGGCACCGCGGGGCCGGGCCGGGGCACUGCACCACGGAUUGCAGCUGGAAUCUCCUUCCCCCGCAUAACGGAAAAAAAGGCCUGGCUUAUGUCUGUGUGUACGUGUAUAUAUGUCUGUGGGCCUGUGUGAGCACUGGGGCCAGGUGCUGACAGUCACUGGCUGGGAGGGAGGACCUGGGAUGAGUUUGAAGUCUGGACUGUCUGAGGUGCUCCAUCUGUGAAUGUCUGCACGCUCCUGGGCUUCCAUCUCUGCCAGCGUGGCACCUUUCACCUCUGGAUAAAGCUGCUCUUCAGUUUUGCUUUGCAGAGCAAGUUCCUGCAGAAAAAGAAGACUGGAUCUGAUUUCCCAAGAGGCCGUUGAGUCACGUGUCACAUCGAGAGCCACUGUUAGAUGUCCCCAUGUUCCUUGCCAGGACAUGCCAUCCCUCCUGGUGACUGCCACUUCCUGCAGGAGGGGACCUGAGUGAUUCCUGCCCAGCCUGGACACCUGUGUGCCCCCGUUUGCCUUUCAGAGCUGUCUCUUCAAGUGUACUGAGAAACAAAUGGGAGCUCGAGGUGCUGUGCCGCAGAAGCGAAUGAUUGCUGCCAGCCAUGUCCCCAGCUGAGCGGGUCCCGCAGCCCUCUGCCCCCAGGGCCUGUGCCAGUAGCCACUCUGGGGUUUGCUGAGCCACAGGGUUCAUGUUGAGCGUGUUGUGUUUUAGGGUUUUGAGGAAAAUGCAGAGGCGGCACAGCAGCAACACGGACACCGUGCCUCCUGAAAGGAGCCGGAGCCAGACGCUGAGCUCGGAGGCCAGCGUGGACGAGAGCGGCGUGUUCGAGAGCCUCAAGGCCGAGGCCGCCUCCCCUCAGCAGCUCUUCUCGGGGCUGGCCGGCAUCCCCGCGGCCUCCAUCGCCUCCGCGCCCUUCCCGGCGGGGCUGGUGCUGGGCUCGGCGGCCGGAGGGGGAGAAGUGUUCAUCCAGAUGCCGGCCCCGAGGGACGAGGCGGCCGGGCGGGCCGAGGGGGCCCCGUUCCACCACCGGGCCCCGGCCCAUCACUUCCAGCACGGCCACCACCGCGGCUCCUCGCUGCUGCACAUGGCCGGGGGCGACCGGCACGGGCACGCCGAGGAGGGCGCCGAGGAACAGGCCGGAACCCCGGCCCCGGCUCUUUCGGAGCUCAAAGCUGUGGUUGGGUGGCUGCAGAAGGGACUUCCCUUCAUCUUGAUCCUCCUGGCUAAAGUUUGUUUCCAGCACAAGCUUGGAAUUGCUGUGUGCAUUGGCAUGGCCAGCACCUUUGCCUACGCCAACUCCACGCUCCGAGAACAGGUGGCUCUGAAGGAGAAGAGAUCAGUGCUGGUUGUCUUCUGGAUCCUGGCCUUUCUCACUGGAAACACCCUGUACUUGCUUUACACAUUCAGCUCUCAGCAGCUUUACAACAGCCUUAUAUUCCUGAAACCCAACCUGGACAGGCUGGACUUCUUUGACCUGAUGUGGAUUGUGGGCAUUGCAGACUUUGUGCUGAAGUACCUCACCAUUGCCCUGAAAUGCCUCGUCGUGGCCCUGCCCAAGAUCAUCCUCGCCGUCAAGUCAAAGGGAAAGUUUUACCUGAUUAUUGAGGAGCUGAGCCAGCUGUUCCGCUCCCUGGUGCCCAUCCAGCUGUGGUACAAAUACAUCAUGGGGGAUGAUCCAUCCAGCAGCUACUUCCUGGGUGGCAUCCUGAUCAUCAUGUACAGCCUCUGCAAGUCUUUUGACAUCUGUGGCCGUGUGGGAAGUGUCAGGAAGGCACUGAAGGUCCUUUGCACCCCGCAGACCUAUGGAGUCCGUGCCACGAGCCAGCAGUGCAGUGAGGCAGGAGACAUCUGUGCCAUCUGCCAGGCAGAGUUCAGGGAACCUCUGAUCCUUCUGUGCCAGCACGUGUUCUGUGAGGAGUGCCUGUGCCUGUGGUUCGACCGGGAGAAGACGUGUCCCCUGUGCCGCUCGGUCACCGUGGAGACGCUGCGCUGCUGGAAGGAUGGCACCACCUCUGCCCACCUGCAGGUGUACUGAGAGCAGGGCACCCGUGCCCACUGCAGGGGUACUGACAGCAGGGCACCCGUGCCCACUGCAGGGGUACUGAGAGCAGGGCAGCUCACCAGGCACGGAGCAGGACAAUCCCAGGAUCCCUGCUCAGUUCUGUUGUCAGUCCUUCUUCCAGCUCUGAGCCAACACAAUUGUGACUGGCCAGAAACUUUACCCUCAAAGGAAGGGGAGGUGUGGGUUAUGCUGUGGCAGACUCCAGGGUGUUUCUGGAGCUUACAGGGUUAUAAAGUGUCUGGGAGGUUUGCUAUUUUCCUGUCCUUUCAGUAUGGACAAACACUGCGUGUCCAGGGCAGGGGAGCUGUGAGUGCAUGUGCUGAACAAAGCUGUGCUCCACAUCACCUGGCCCUACAUUCCCUGAGUCCAUGACUUUAGAGAGUUACAGAGCAGCUCUCUCUAAGAACUCUUCCCAAGCAGUGCUUCAGAACCUCGUGUCCACAGUUGCAGAAAUGUCAUUUCCCAUUUCCCAGCUGCUGUUUUUCCAAUUGAAUCCACAAAUGGCACGUGCUGUCACUUUAGGAAAAUCACAGGGAGCUUGGGAAGGACCCUGCCAGUGAAGCUGGAAAUGACAGCUCCUUUCCCUGGAAAUGUUCUUCCUCUUUACUUUUCAUGGUGAGACUUUCUGAUUUCCCAGUCUCUGGGGAAAGCAGAGGGAGGUUGAAGUUUAGUUGGGUUUGUCUGGAUGGAAAUCCAGCGCCUGAUUAAGAGUAUCUCACAAGCUCAGUGUCCCUGCCCUGUGCUCCUCAGCCAGGACCUGUCUGGGUCCUCGAGGAGGGAAAACCAGAGCCGUGAACAGGAGCUCCUGAGGAAGGAGAUCCCUGGCAGGAAUUAAUAGGGAUUAACCCCAUCCCUGUGGCUGAGCUCUCUGCUGAGGUUCUCCAGCAGUACAAGCCCUCAGAGGGAGCUGCUGUUUGUUUUGGAGCUUUCCCUGUCCCCAAACCACCUCUGCUGCCACCCCCAGGAGCAGCAGCAUCCCCCCAGCUCAUUGCCAUGGAAAUGGCUGAAGGUGACAGCCCCACUGAGCCAUCAGCAGGAAGAGGCUCCUGAGGGAAGGAGGCUGUGUCUGUGCUGAUGGAAACUCCACAGGGGAGGAAUUAAAGCCAACGGGAGCUGAUGGAACAGGAGUAAGACUCCACAUUUCUUUGGAAAUAAGCUCAGUGUGGCUGAGGAGGAAUGGUGAGAGCAGAGCCUGAGCUGGGCAGAGUCCAAACCUGGCUUGGGAGGUCCAGGGAAGCGGAGGAGGAAAAGCUUUACUUUCCAAACCAAAAUGAUGUCAAAUUCUUGUCUAAUGGAUCCUGUGAAAGUGGAGAACUAAGCCAAGGAAUCUCAUUGCUCUCUGCAAUGGGAAUAGCUCCCCUAUCUUUGGGAUGGGACAGAGUUCAGAACGGCAGGGAGCAAGGUUUUCAUUGGGCAUUAAAAAUGUUAUGUGUGAUAGUCUGGAAUAUUCACCAGGAAAAGGGAAAUCAGUGAUUCCAUGGGCAGGGAGUUUCUGAAAGGCCUCAGUGUCACUGCAGUGCCAGUGAACCCAAGGCUUGGUGUUUCUGCUCUAAAACUGUUUGGAAAGCUACUUCUCAUUCUGAUUUUUUUUCCCUAAAUGCUCCUGGAAAAUGUGUUUGGAGAAGUGUAGGAAAAGCUCAGUAGGACCCAGCUCUACAGAAAGUGUGGGAUACACUGCUUCAAAAUUCAGUUUUUAUUGGUGGUAAGCAGGAAAUCAAAGGGAAAGGUGGGUUUGCAUUCUUAAAGUUUUGGGGUUUUUUUUUUGGGAGGGAUGGUCCUGCUUUCUCCUAGAACACGACACUUGGACCAGAAAACAUCCAGGGGAAACUUCAGUUCCAGUGACAGCUGCUGGGAACCUGUUGACUCCCAUGGGGAAACAGGAAAGGCUGUGGAAGGAAAUUCCUCAAAGGAAAUAAAACCCAGAGCCUUUUUUUGCCAUUGAACAGUUAUUUUUCUUUUUUUU